AUGGCAGAAGAGAUUUCAAUUACAUUUGAUGAAUAAAAUAAAAUUAGAGUAUUGGAUGCUGAGAAGUAUAGAGAGACAGAAUAAUUGAAGAUAGAGAGCAUGGAUUUUAUUAAGAAAGUUCUUGCUUUAGAUGAGGUGGUUCAAAAUUUGAAUGAGACAUUAGAAGAAUAUUCAAAAAAAAUAGAGAUUGAAAAAUUAAGAGCAAUAGGAGAGGUAUAUAUGAAUAGAUUAGUUAGAGAAAUAAAGUAGAAACAGAAUAAGAAAAUAGAAAGAAGAAGUUGAUGGAGUUAUCAAAUAUUUUGAAUGAAAGAAAGGCUGAAUUAGAUAGAUAUUAGAUUGAACUUGAUAGUUUAUAGAAAGUUGAAUAAGAUUAAAGAAUAUUAAUAGAGAAACUAAGCAACAAUGAAGCAUGAU
Paramecium pentaurelia is the source of this 414-nucleotide messenger RNA. The record is from the annotation of a GenBank genome assembly. Lineage: Eukaryota; Ciliophora; Oligohymenophorea; Peniculida; Parameciidae.